CCACCUCCAGUCAGACAGCAGGAUGUCCAGUUUGGACGUGCUAGCCAGUCCCGGCGGCGUGGACGUGUCCUCCUCUCCCAAAUCACCACUGGCUAAAAGCCAACAUCCUGACAAGGACUCCAAACCAGUAACCAAACAGAACCCUGCCUCCCCUCCCCUCCAUGGUCUGAAGCUGGCUCCCCACAGGGAGCUGGAGCAGGCGCAGCAGAGAGGCAGGCUGAAGUGUUCUAGCUGCGGAGGCUCCCGGAUGUUCUUCUGCUACACCUGCUGCUCUUUAGUGGGCGUCAGCCAGCAGGAAAUCCCCUCCGUCAAGCUCCCUAUAAAGAUUGACAUCAUCAAGCAUCCCAGUGAGGUUGAUGGGAAGAGCACAGCCAUACACGCCAAGAUCCUCGCCCCUGAUGAUGUCACCAUCUACACCUACCCCUGCAUACCUGAGUAUGAAGAUGACACAGACAAAGUAGUGCUGGUGUUCCCUGGUCCUGGAUCAGUUUCAGUGGAGGAGAUGACAUGGAGAUUACAGAACCUGGCUGACAUGAAAUCAGCUGCCUCCCCAGAUGAGGAACCGUCCCCAAAGAGGCCCAGAGCCGAGGAGCCGCCAGGGGCCACACAGCAGGCUGAGGGACAGACAUCAGGAGCCACACACACAGAAGAGAGGGGAGGGGAAGCAGGGAUAGAGGGCCAGACUGAGACACCAGGGGCCUGUCCCCUCCAGAGAGUGGUGUUUAUCGAUAGCACAUGGAACCAGACCACCAGAAUCAUCACAGAUGAGAGGCUACAGGCGUUGCUCCGUGUGGAGCUGAAGACCAGGAAGACGUGUUUCUGGCGCCAUCAGAAAGGUUCUCCAGACACCUAUCUGGCAACCAUAGAGGCUGUCUACUACUUCCUCAAGGACUACCAGGAGCUGUGUCUGAGACAGGAGUACACAGGACAGUACGACAACCUGAUGUACUUCUACUGUUACCUACACACACUGAUCAACAAGGCUAAGACAACCGCUGGGAGACGCUGAGGCUGCAGGGAGGAGAGAGAGGCCAAAACUACCGCUGGGAGACGCUGAGACUGCAGGGAGGAGAGAGAGGCCAAAACUACCGCUGGGAGACGCUGAGGCUGCAGGGAGGAGAGAGGCCAAAACUACCGCUGGGAGAUGCUGAGAGACACACAAUCACCACCAAGGCCUCCAAAAAUAGCUGACAAACUGUCUUACUAACCAGUUUUUCAUCCAGCCUUUUCAUACGAGUAAAGUACGUCACUCACCUGCCAGUCAGGUAACCUUGUCAUCUUAGUUUUGCUCUUGCACUUUGAGUUUUUUGAUUUUGGAAUUUGGCAAAAGAUUUGGCGCGCUCCACAUAGAGAUAUAAUAUAAAUGUUGUAACUUUCCAAAUGUCGAUAAAACAAAAUACGCUAUACAAGGCAGUGGCGACCCAUCAUUCAGGGCAGGUGGCUUGCCGGUCUCCCCCCUUAUGCCGUAGUUUGUACAUCUCAAUUGUCAGUAGAAACCACAUUUGUUUAAGCAAGUCAGCCAUGUUUUUUUAAAAGGCAGUAAAUGAAGCUGAAAGAAGUGUUUCCCUGCCAGACAAGGCUCUGCUGAUAGCCAGGUGUAGCUUGUUAUGGGACAGCUUUAUGUCGGCCCUAACAGGUUGUGGGCACCGCUUGUCACCGUUAUAGUGCUAUUAAUGUAUUGUGUUGUGUAGUGACUUUGCUGGCAUGCAUCCCACUUUUUAUUCUCACCAAGAUUUACAUGCUAAAAUCGCUGAGACAAGGUAGGAUCUUUUUGUGUCUAAAAUGUCUAAUGCAAGAAAUGGCGGUGGAAACGCUUUUCUACACUAAUAUUGAGAUAGACAUCAUACAUCUAAGUAAAUUUAAGUCACACGAUGACAUUUUGUGUGGUCCUCCCACUACGACUUAGGCUACAGAUUAAAUAUGUUAACUUUACAGGGUGGUGAAGGUACAAGGUGAUGAGCUUGAUGUGCCUUUCCAAUAAAUAUCCAGGGUCUUAUUCUGGUGACAUGA
Salmo salar (Atlantic salmon) is the source of this 2010-nucleotide messenger RNA. Lineage: Eukaryota; Metazoa; Chordata; Actinopteri; Salmoniformes; Salmonidae. The record is from RefSeq and is a predicted model, not a curated record.